Aspergillus alliaceus is the source of this 1953-nucleotide messenger RNA. RefSeq names its product putative C6 transcription factor. Bases 1 to 1953 code for a protein of 650 amino acids. Gene Ontology annotation, molecular function: DNA-binding transcription factor activity, RNA polymerase II-specific; zinc ion binding; DNA binding. The transcript is spliced from 6 exons. Gene Ontology annotation, biological process: regulation of DNA-templated transcription; DNA-templated transcription. The record is from RefSeq and is a predicted model, not a curated record. NCBI's taxonomy places the organism in Eukaryota, Fungi, Ascomycota, Eurotiomycetes, Eurotiales, Aspergillaceae.
AUGUAUCCGUCUCCAACAUCCGCUGAGAGGUCGGAGGAUGAAAUUCGACCCUCAAGGAAGCGCACGGCGAGAGCCUGUGACGCAUGCUAUAAACGAAAGAUUAAGUGCGAUGCAGCUGUGCCACAGUGUAACUGGUGUAGCCACCACAACAUCCCAUGUACAUUUGAGCGAGUCAUUCGUCAAAGACGAAAGGAUAAGACAAAUGGAAAUACCCAACAAAAAGCUACUGGCCUGGCUGAGCGCAUCGAUAGGAUAGAGAAACUCCUGACGGAUAGCUUGUUCAGGGAGCCCACGCCUACAGUGUCUCCCAGCACGUCUGGAUCCAGCGGGUUUGGGAUCAAUUUGCCUGGAAGUUUUCCACCUCUCAGUCAAUCAUCUCUCUCGUCUUCUGUACCGCUACAUUUUGCAGGCCGAGAGCUGAGCGUUGUCAGCUUACUUACAGGCAUUCCACUCCUGCUACCAGAGGGUCAGGAAUGGGUCCAAUCGCGAACUGGGCAAACCGUCGAUGUCCAAAAGCUCUGUCCUGCAAACCCUCCGUGGGAGAAACAACGAGUCCAGAAUUCCUGGGCGAUGUUAAAUCACCUCAAGACGGGAGCUAUAUUUGAUCUCCCGGACAGAGAAAUUUUGAAAAUCCAUCUCGAAAGGUAUCGACAGUCACUCAUGCAGAGCAUAUUCCCCAUUGUAGACCCUGCACUUUUCCAGGAGACCAUGGAUGCGGUCUACCAACAACCCCAAUCCGAUUCUUGCCCUUCACAGUCGAGCUUGAGAGGGUGUAUAUUUGCCUUUUUGGCUUUCUCGUCUCUCAUUAUGAAUCCAUGUACGGAGCAAGGAGUGCCGACCCCUCCACCUGUUGAUGGCGAGAGGUACUUUAUGAAAGCACAUUUCAUGGUACCUCAAAUCUUGCAAGGGACCCCGACGUUGGACGGCGUACAGACACUUACAAUGCUGGCAUUGUCCGAACUAGUCACCGGGAGUCUGCAAUCCGCAAACUAUUUCGGCACUCUCGCCGCACGCAUGCUGUUCAUGCUAGGCGCUCAUACGUGCUCAGAAGACACCGAAUAUCCGAUAUCGUCUGUCAGAGGUCUUGACCCUAGAGUCCAGCGACAACUCAGGAUUAUUUUCUGGCUCUGUUUUACGAUUGAAAAAGAUGUCUGUAUUCGCAUCGGCCAACCUCAGAUAUUCACCGAGGAAAACUGCGACUUGACUCUACCAGCUGGUUACGUGGAACAACUAUAUGCAGGCAUGCAGAUACACCACUGCGAGAACGAACCACCCAACCCCCUAUUCCCCGUCGACCUUCGCCUAAGUAUCAUCAAGUCCCGAGCCUAUAGUGCGCUCUAUUCAUUCAAGGCCCUCAAGAAAACCGACGCCGAACUCCUGAAAGAAAUCCGUGAGCUAGACGAUGAGCUAGAAAGAUGGCGCAUGUCUGUCCCCCUCGAAUGGAGACCGACUCUCUCCUUUUCCCACGAAACCCCAGAUCCAAACGUCAGCAUGCACUCCGUCAUGCUGCGCUUGAACUACCACCUCUGCAUGACAAUCAUCCACCAGGCGAGCAGCCGCUGCAAAUCCUGGGCCAAGGGCCAAGGCGGCGUGAUGGAUGGCGUAAGCUCCAGUUUGGCCCUCUCCGUCGAAGCCAGCCGCUCGACACUCCUCUACAUCGAAGCAGCGGAGCACGUCCUCGUCGACGGUAUCUUCUGGACCCUCAUCUUCUACCCCAUGUCCGCCCUCCUCGCCAUCUUCUGCAACAUCCUCCAAAAUCCGUCGGACCCACAGGCCACAAAGGACCUGGCGCUCCUUCGCACGGCCACGAGCAUGAUGGAGCGCCUUUUCUCGCGGCAGCCCUUCGCAGUCACUGAGAUCGUGCAUAUCAAGCUCGUGGCCGAUUUUGUCUCCGAGCUGUAUAGACUUGCCACUUGUGCUAUCGAAAAAGCGUGGAAUGAGCGUUCUGUUUAG